CAAGGGCAAGGCAACAAGGAAGAAAAAAAAAAGAGAGAGAGAGAGGACACCACAUGUCUUCUUCUCAGUCUCCAGUCUCUUUCUCUCAAACAAACUUGUGUUUUGUCUGGCAAAAUAACACUCACCUAUGUAUUCCAAGAAAAGGAAAAACAAAAACUUUAUACCUAAUAACCUCUUUACUAAGCAAGGUUAGGUGAGUGACAGCAACGUUAAACACCCCCUGUGGCUACCCUUUUUACAGCAUCUCUUUCGAUUCCUCAAACAUUUGGGAUUCACUUUCCAGGUUGCAUUCUGAUUUUUUCCUCCUUUUCUUCUCUCUCUACUUUUGGGCGGGAAAGGAAAUCGGGCGUGGCUGAAAAUGCAGCUGCACAUAUCCCCUAGCUUGAGGCACGUUACGGUUUUGCCUGCAAAAGGUGUUCGAGAGUUUAUAAAAGUGAAAAUUGGCAACCGGAGAUUGUCUUACCGAAUGGUUUUCUACUCGCUUUUGUUCUUUACUUUCCUUCUCCGUUUUGUGUUUGUGUUGACGGCUGUGGAUACCAUCGAUGGAGAAAUCAAAUGUUCAACUAUAGGUUGUCUGAGCAAAAAAUUAGGACCAAGAAUCCUGGGAAGACUUGAGCCUACCGUACCUGAAGUGAUAUAUCAAGUUUUUGAAGAACCUGUCGAUCAAAACGAAGUUCAACCAGUAGAGCAAGAAAUUCCUCAAACAAUGGAAGAUUUUAUCGCAGAAAUGAAAGAUGAACGACCUGAUGCCAAGACAUUUGCAGUCAAGCUCAAAGCUAUGGUCACGCUCCUCGAACAAAGGACGAGAACAGCCAAGAUCCAAGAAUAUCUGUAUCGACAUGUGGCCUCUAGCAGCAUACCUAAGCAGCUACACUGCCUCGCCCUAAAACUGGCCAAUGAGCACUCAUCCAAUGCCAAAGCCCGUCUUCAGCUGCCCUCUCCCGAACUAGUCCCGGCUCUCGUUGACAAUUCAUACUUUCAUUUUGUGCUCGCCUCAGAUAACAUACUGGCAGCCUCUGUUGUUGCAUCUUCUCUCGUCCAAAACUCGUUGCACCCUGAAAAAGUCGUCUUGCACAUAAUUACGGAUAGGAAAACGUAUUACCCCAUGCAGGCGUGGUUCUCUCUCCACUCUCUGGGGCCUGCGAUUAUCGAGGUCAAGGCUCUGCACCAUUUUGAUUGGUUUACAAGAGGGAAGGUCCCGGUUUUGGAGGCCAUGGAGAAGGAUCAGAAAGUGAGGUCCCGGUUCAGGGGAGGAUCGUCGGCAAUUGUUGCGAAUAAUACAGAGAAACCGUAUGUCAUUGCUGCCAAGCUGCAGGCGUUGAGUCCCAAGUACAACUCGCUCAUGAACCACAUCCGAAUAAAUCUGCCAGAGUUGUUUCCGAGUCUUAACAAAGUAGUAUUCCUGGACGAUGAUAUUGUUGUUCAAACGGAUCUCACGCCUCUGUGGGACAUUCACAUGAAUGGGAAAGUCAAUGGGGCUGUGGAGACAUGCAGGGGAGGGGAUAAAUAUGUGAUGUCCAAGAGGUUCAAGAGCUAUUUGAAUUUUUCUCACCCGCUGAUAGCGAAUAAUUUCGAUCCAAAUGAAUGUGCAUGGGCCUAUGGCAUGAACGUCUUCGAUUUAGAAGCUUGGAGGAGGACUAAUAUAAGCCGGACAUACCAUUUCUGGCUUGAACAGAAUUUGAAGUCGGAGCUAAGUUUAUGGCAGCUAGGAACCUUACCUCCUGGGCUUAUAGCUUUCCAUGGUCACGUACAUGUCAUUAGUCCCUUCUGGCACAUGCUUGGGCUAGGGUACCAAGAUAACACAACUAUUGCAGAUGCUGAAAAUGCUGGUGUCAUCCAUUUCAAUGGCCGAGCAAAGCCUUGGCUCGACAUAGCAUUCCCACAGCUUCGGCCUUUGUGGACCAAAUAUGUUGACUACUCUGAUAGAUUCAUAAAGAGCUGCCACAUAAGAGCAUCUUAGGGAAUAUUAUCAACGAUACACAUAACAUUUCAAUUUUUUACCUGUAAAGGAGGGAGAGCGAGACACACAUGUCAAGUUCUGCACAAAAGUUUAGGGAUAUAUGUGCAGAGAACGAUGAUAGUCACAGGCUCUAAAUUUUGGAACUCGUGUUCUGAGUUCUUAAAUAUACCACAAUUAAUUUGUUUGUUUCAUAUUUCGAAAAAAAAAAAAAAAA
Molecule: messenger RNA, 2174 nt
Organism: Striga asiatica
Lineage: Eukaryota; Viridiplantae; Streptophyta; Magnoliopsida; Lamiales; Orobanchaceae
Source: the annotation of a GenBank genome assembly